CAGCACCUUGUCCCUGGGAAUAACUUCUCUCAGCGACUCCCCUGCUCUGUGUGGGGCUCGUGAGUCGGCCUAUUAGCUUGGUUCAAGCUUUCCAGUACAGCAAGUUCCUUGGUUUAUCCGCUGAGAAUAGAAUGAAGGCUUUGAACGAUCACCUUGCUGAACGAAGUUAUAUUGGUGGCUUCACAUUCUCUCAAGCUGACGUGGAAGUAUUCCGGUCACUUCCAAAACCACCUCUUGAUCAAUACUUCCAUGUGAUGCGGUGGUACAGGCACAUUGCAGCAAUUUGGGAUUGCACCCAAGAUGAUGCCAAGACCUGUGAACUCCACACAUCCAAAGCGAAGAGAACCCAACCACCAUGGGCCCCACCACCAGAAGUGAAACAACCUGAGUUAAGACUGUAUAACAGUUUGACACGCAGGAAGGAGAUAUUUCGUCCCCAGAAUGGGAAACGUGUAUUAUGGUACUGCUGCGGGCCCACUGUUUAUGAUGCCUCACAUAUGGGACACGCCAGGUCCUACAUUUCCUUUGACAUUCUGCGACGGAUUCUGAUGAAUUACUUCAAAUAUGAUGUAUUCUACUGUAUGAACAUCACAGAUGUAGAUGACAAGAUUAUCAAGCGAGCUCGACAGAAUCACCUAUUUGAACAGUACAAAGAGAAAAAUUUGUCUCCUAUACAACUUCUACAGGACAUCAGUGAGGCUCUGAAGUUUUUCUCUGUGAAAUUUGCUGAAGCCACUGACCCAGACAAGAAGCAGAUGCUGCAGAGAGUCAAUCAAGCAGUUGAGUCAUCCCAGAAAUCCCUGGAAGAGGCGAUGCAACAAGCACUUUCCAAUGGGGAGAUUACCAAACGGGCUAAGUUGCUGUUGGAUAAUUCAAAGGAUAUGUUGUCUGAUUGGCUGGAUGUUCAAUUUGGUAGUCAGGUGACUGACAAUUCCAUCUUUUCUACUCUUCCCAAGUACUGGGAGGGAGAAUAUCACAAAGAUAUGGAUGCACUUAAUGUUUUGCCUGCAGAUGUUUUAACUCGAGUGAGUGAAUAUGUUCCUGAGAUUGUGCAGUUUGUUAAGCAGGUGGUUGAUAAUGGUUAUGGAUAUGUCUCCAACGGUUCGGUAUAUUUUGACACGGUGAAAUUUGACAGCAGUGAGAAGCAUUCAUAUGCCAAAUUGGUGCCUGAAGCUGUCGGAGACCAGAAAGCACUGCAUGAAGGAGAAGGUGACCUUAGUAUUUCAGCUGAUCGACUAAGUGAGAAGCACUCUCCCAAUGAUUUUGCACUGUGGAAAGCCUCCAAGCCUGGAGAACCAUCUUGGGAUUCGCCCUGGGGAAAGGGCCGCCCCGGUUGGCACAUCGAAUGUUCAGCAAUGGCUGGCAGCAUUCUUGGAGAAUCCAUGGACAUCCACGGUGGAGGAUUUGACCUACGAUUCCCUCAUCAUGACAAUGAAUUGGCCCAGUCUGAGGCUUAUUUUGAAAAUGAUCACUGGGUUCGAUACUUCCUGCAUACUGGACAUCUAACCAUAGCAGGUUGCAAGAUGUCAAAAUCUUUAAAAAAUUUUAUAACGAUCAAAGACGCACUGAAUGCAAAUACAGGUCGACAGCUACGCCUAGCAUUUCUCAUGCACUCCUGGAAGGACACACUGGAUUAUUCCAGCAAUACCAUGGAAUCAGCUGUUCAGUACGAAAAGUUCUUAAAUGAGUUCUUUCUGAAUGUGAAGGAUAUUUUGCGGAGUCCCACCGAUAUAACAGGACAAUAUGAGAGGUGGCAGGAGCAGGAGUUGACACUUAAUAACCGCUUUUAUGAGAAAAAAACAGCUGUGCACAAGGCACUGUGUGAUAACAUUGACACCCGUACUGUAAUGGAAGAGCUGCGUUCCCUUGUGAGCCAAUGUAACACAUACACUGCUGCAAAGAAAAGCAACAAACAGUUACCAAAUCGAAUGCUGUUGAGGAGCAUUGCAUUGUAUCUCACUGAGAUGCUGAAGAUCUUUGGAGCAAUAGAGGGUGAAGAACCAAUUGGAUUCCCUGUUGGAGGAGGCAGCCAAAAUUUAAAUGUGGAAACCACCAUCAUGCCUUACCUCAAAGUGCUAUCAGGUUUUCGUGAGAAUGUUCGACAAAUUGCCCGUGAGAAGAAAGUGAGUGAGGUUCUGCAGCUGUGUGAUGACGUUCGAGAUGACAUCCUUCCAGAGCUUGGCGUUCGGUUUGAAGACCAUGAAGGAUUACCCACUGUGGUGAAAUUUGUGGACAGAGAGACAUUGCUGAAGGAGAGGGAAGAGAAGAAAAAGAUUGAAGAAGAGAAAAAGAGGAAGAAGGAAGAAGCAGCCCAGAAAAAACGAGAACAGGAGGCAGCAAAACUGGCCAAGAUGAAGAUUCCUCCCAGUGAACUGUUCAGAUCAGAAAAAGACAAAUACUCCAAAUUUGAUGACAAUGGAUUUCCAACUCAUGAUGCUGAGGGUAAAGAACUUAGCAAGGGACAGACAAAGAAACUUCGGAAGCUUUAUGAAAUUCAGGAGGAACGGUAUAAUGAAUAUUUGCGGACUUUGCAGAAUAGCAGCACCAACUAAAUGCUUUACAAUGA
Molecule: messenger RNA, 2566 nt
Organism: Hemiscyllium ocellatum (epaulette shark)
Lineage: Eukaryota; Metazoa; Chordata; Chondrichthyes; Orectolobiformes; Hemiscylliidae
Gene: cars1
Product: cysteinyl-tRNA synthetase 1
Exons: 23
Coding region: 132-2552 (806 amino acids)
Biological process (GO): cysteinyl-tRNA aminoacylation
Cellular component (GO): cytoplasm
Molecular function (GO): ATP binding; cysteine-tRNA ligase activity
Source: RefSeq, a predicted model, not a curated record